Molecule: messenger RNA, 3343 nt
Organism: Limulus polyphemus (Atlantic horseshoe crab)
Lineage: Eukaryota; Metazoa; Arthropoda; Merostomata; Xiphosura; Limulidae
Product: septin-1-like
Exons: 10
Coding region: 107-1225 (372 amino acids)
Biological process (GO): cell division; cytoskeleton-dependent cytokinesis; regulation of exocytosis
Cellular component (GO): synaptic vesicle; microtubule cytoskeleton; septin complex
Molecular function (GO): GTPase activity; molecular adaptor activity; GTP binding
Source: RefSeq, a predicted model, not a curated record
UUCUUAUUUAGUUGAGGUAUAUGGGGUUAGAGAAUUUCGUGUUCGACGUUAAUUCAUCGUUUCUAUCCUAUUUAACUUUUAAAUUGCCCUUUAAGCCUUUGAAAUCAUGGCAUCUGACACAGCAAGACAGUUUGCAAAUCCAGAAAUGCCCGGAUAUGUAGGGUUUGCUAAUCUUCCAAAUCAAGUUCAUCGUAAAUCUGUGAAAAAGGGAUUUGAAUUCACAUUAAUGGUGGUUGGUGAAUCUGGUCUUGGGAAGUCAACAAUGAUUAAUAGCCUCUUUCUAACUGAUCUCUAUCCUGAAAGAUAUAUUCCUGAUGCAUCUGAGAAAAUUAAACAGACAGUUAAACUGGAGGCUAGCACAGUUGAGAUAGAGGAGAGGGGAGUGAAGCUGAGAUUGACUGUAGUGGACACUCCUGGAUUUGGAGAUGCUAUAGAUAAUACUGAUUGCUUUAAAUCUAUAAUCCACUACAUCGAUGAGCAGUUUGAACGGUUUCUUCAGGAUGAGAGUGGAUUAAACAGACGUAACAUUACUGAUAAUCGGAUCCAUUGCUGUUUCUACUUCAUCUCCCCAUUCGGCCAUGGACUCAAACCACUAGACAUUGAGUUUAUGAAACAGCUGCAUAGCAAAGUGAACAUUGUCCCGGUCAUUGCAAAAUCUGAUGCCCUAACCAAGAAAGAAGUUAUGAAACUCAAGCGAAGGGUCAUGCAGGAGAUUGAAGAAAAUGGUAUCAAAAUUUACCCACUACCUGACUGUGACUCAGAUGAAGAUGAAGAUUAUAAGGAGCAAGUGAGACAGCUGAAGGAAGCUGUGCCUUUUGCUGUGUCAUCCACCACACAGACACUAGAUGUAAAAGGUCGAAAGGUUAGAGGUCGGCUUUACCCAUGGGGUGUGGUAGAAGUUGAGAAUCCUGAACACUGUGAUUUUAUCAAACUUAGAACAAUGUUAAUAACUCACAUGCAAGAUCUGCAAGAAGUUACCCAGGAGCUCCACUAUGAGAACUAUCGGUCUGAGAGACUGGCUGGGAAAGCUGUACCUCGGAAGAUGUCAACCCCUGAUAGUGGACUGUCUGAGAAAGAACGUAUCAUUCAGGAGAAGGAGGCAGAACUUCAACGGAUGCAGGAGAUGCUAGCUAAGAUGCAGGAACAAAUGAGACAAAAACAAAGUGAUGAUUCUCGUCAAGCCACUCCUUCACCAACCAAUGCUCCAUUGCCACAAAGUGAUUAAACUUAAGUGCAGAACAAUUUACAUAACAAUGGCAUUUAGGGUAAGAAAUAUUUUCUUACAGAUUUUUUUAACUUAAUUUACUAAAACAAAGGAUUUGUGGUAUUUUUAAAUCUUCCUUAAGAAUUAUGAUCUAUAUUUAUUUUUUAAAGUCUUCAAAAUAUUGAGUACAAUCAGUUCUUGUUGCAAUUGAAAACAUCAGGGAAUUUUAUUGUCCUUAAACUUUUCGUAGUUGUUUUGACAAAAAACAAAUACAUACACACAAUUUGAAACUGGUAUAAGUAUAUAAAUAACAAUAUGAGCAAUAAACAUCAGGCAAUACCUUUGUAUGGAUUCACCACUAGCAUUUUACAUUACAUUACAACAAAUAGGCAUCAUAUAUAUUGCCUAACUUGAGUUUUACUAUCUUUGUGUUUCCAAAUGGGGUUUACUAUUUUUGUGAAUUAUUCUUAUGGAGAUUUGCCCAUCACAAAUUGAUAUUUAAUCAGACUCUCAUUUUUUAUUUUAUUUUUUUACUUAGUAACAUUUUAAAAACAAAAAUUCAUCUUUUUUUGCCAUUUAUAUUAUAGGCUAAAAUAUUUAUUUGCAGUAAUACUACUGGCUUGGUUGAGCCUAAUUCAUUUAAUAAUUUUUCUCUAUACUAACAAGAAGUAUAUUCAAUUUUUAAUGGUUUCAGAAAUGUAAAGCCGGAGUAUUUCUUUUUCAUAUGAUACUACUGAUGGUUUAUUUAUAUUAUGAAUUUUUUUAUCCUAAUGUGAGAACAAAAGUUUAUCAUUUUAAAAUCUAAACUUCAUUGUGUUAAUCAAUUGUAUACUAAACUAAAAGUAGUAAAGAACAAAAAACUUCCCAUGUAGCAGUAAAAUAGGAUAUGCAAAAAAGAUGAGAUCUUAAAAGAUCUUGAAAAUGAGCAUUCUUGCAUGAUUUCUAAUUUAUGGAAGCAAACACUUGAUUAUGGUAAAAUACAGAGAUCCUGAGAUGUGAUUCUGAUGAAAUAUUAAUUUGCAGAGGCUGAAAGGUACAUAAUUAUGAAGACAAAUGACAUGCUUCUGCCAAGCAACUCAUAGUUAUGGUAGAAUAUUAACAAAGAGUUGAACAACUACAGGAAUUAAGUAAUAUGGUUUGUAAAAAAAAAUCAUCCUUGAAAUGUAAACAUUACAAAAGAAAAGAUUUUAUUGUAGUCAAGUGUUAUAGAAAAAUAAUAUCUUAAAAGCUCUUGCAAUAAAAACAUUUUGGUGUAAACUGUUAGUGUUAUGCUUUUAUUGUUAUAAAAAGUGUGGUAAGAAAGAGAUUUCAUAACUUUCUAAAAAUGCAGAUUUUUACACAAGUGUAUUUUUGAAGCAUAGAAACUAUGUAAUUAAAGGUAUAUUGAGAUAAAAAUUGGACUAUAAAGCAGUAAUGAUACUUGCUUUGAAGUUAAGAAAAAUUAUGAUGAAAAAAAGAAUUUUAAAGCUUAAAUAAAAAGUCGCGAGUUUACAGAUGUGGUGGUAGUAAAGAUUCACUGCAUACAUGAAAUAUAGGAGAAAAAUAGUAUUUAAAAGGAACUUGCACGUAACGUUGUUUUAAAGUCACAACCUUAAGCACAAGAAAAUGCAAGCUUUAAACAUUAAAUUGUAGGCCUAUAAAUAUUAUCAAUCAUGAAAAUAUGUAAGAUGGUCAUGGUAAAUUCUAAUAAUUGUUUGAUUCUUGUCUUCCUAUGUAUAAAAUUUCUGUCUUCCUUGAAAUCUCUAAGUUUACAUAAAAAUAUUGUCUUGAGACUACGUAAAUCCUACUGACUUGCUUUUUUUAGACAUUUUAAUAUUGCAUAUAUUAUUUUCACCUUUUAUAUUUAUCUUUCAUGUUUUAAGAAUAUUUCUAACAUUUAUUUUUUGUAUAUUUUUACUAAAUGUUUCUGUGUGUUUUAGAAGCAUUUCCUUAUUUUGCAUACUUAGUAUUAUUCAAAAUAAUUAAAUAAAACAUUUCCUAGUCCUGGUAAGUGAAGUACUGUAAUGUCAUCUAAAUAUAUGCUCAAAAAUGGUGGUACAUUAGUGCUUUGUACCAAGAUGAUUGUUCUUAACACCAGAUUAAACAUGUCCCAGUGUAGAAAGUAAAAGAAGAAAAAUAAAGAUACUGUACCCAGACAAA